Peronospora belbahrii is the source of this 201-nucleotide messenger RNA. Lineage: Eukaryota; Oomycota; Peronosporomycetes; Peronosporales; Peronosporaceae. The record is from the annotation of a GenBank genome assembly.
AUGGACUCUAGUCAAGUGGAGGAUGAAGAAGCUGAGCUUCAUGCUGCGGAGCAGCAAAUUGUGCGCAGAUGUUAUAUCUGCAAGAGCACAGGUCAUUUGAUGGAAAAAUGCCCUGCAAGAAAGGCAUAUUUGGUCUCGAAGGGCCGAAGUUCCAUGGGUAAACCUUCUGCUUUGCCGCGGGGAAACGGCGGGACCCAGUAG